Molecule: messenger RNA, 1944 nt
Organism: Bombina bombina (fire-bellied toad)
Lineage: Eukaryota; Metazoa; Chordata; Amphibia; Anura; Bombinatoridae
Exons: 3
Coding region: 1-1944 (647 amino acids)
Source: RefSeq, a predicted model, not a curated record
AUGGAUAUACUUUGUUUAACCAAGGAGUUUUUCAGAGACAAAAUAAGUGUUCCCUUUAAUUUGACCUAUUAUGUCCCAUUCAGGGUUAUGGUCUCUUUUGGUUUGAUGGAGACAUCUCUCAACUGCAGAGUUUGGAAGCUUGGUUCUGUGCCCCUGUACUCACUGACUAACCACCCAGCCCUGCACUCACUGAACAACCACCCAGCCCUGCACUCACUGACCAACUACCCAGCCCUGCACUCACUGACCAACCACCCAGCCCUGCACUCACUGACCAACCACCCAGCCCUGUACUCACUGACCAACCACCCAGCCCUGUACUUACUGACCAACCAUCCAGCCCUGCACUCACUGACCAACCACCCAGCCCUGUACUCAGAGACCAAUCACCCAGCCCUGCACUCACUGCCCAACCAUCCAGCCCCGCACUCACUGACCAAUCACCCAGCCCUGCACUCACUGACCAACCAUCCAGCCCUGUACUCACAGGCCAAUCACCCAGCCCUGCACUCACAGACCAAUCACCCAGCCUUGCACUCACUGACCAGCAACCCAGCCCUGUACUCACUGACCAACCACCCAGCCCUGCACUCACUGACCAACCACCCAGCACUGCACUCACUGACCAACCACCCAGCCCUGUACUCACUGACCAACCAACCACCCAGCCCUGCACUCACUGACCAAGAACCCAGCCCUGCACUCACUGACCAACCACCCAGCCCUGUACUCACUGACAAACUACCCAGCCCUGCACUCACUGACCAACCACCCAGCGCUGCACUCACUGACCAACCACCCAGCACUGUACUCACUGACCAACCACCCAGCCCUGCACUCACUGACCAACCACCCAGCACUGCACUCACUGACAAACCAACCAGCCCUGCACUCACUGACCCUUCACUCACUGAACAACCACCCAGCCCUGCAAUCACUGACCAACCACCCAGCCCUGUACUCACUGACCAACCACCCAGCCCUACACACACUGACCAACCACCCAGCCCUGUUCUCACUGACCAACCACCCAGCCCUGCACUCACUGACCAACAACCCAGCCCUGCACACACUGACCAAGCACCCAGCCCUGCACUCACUGACCAACCACCCAGCCAUGUAAUCACUGACCAACCACCCAGCCCUGCUCUCACUGAACAACCACCCAGCCCUGCACUCACUGAACAACCACCAAGCCCUGCAAACACUGACCAACCACCCAACCCUGUACUCACUGACCAACCACCCAGCCCUGUACUCACUGAACAACCACCCAGCCCUGCAAACACUGACCAACCACCCAGCCCUGUACUGGCUGACCAACCACCCAGCCCUACACACACUGACCAACCACCCAGCCCUGCACUCACUGACCAACCACCCAGCCCUGCACUCACUGACCAACAACCCAGCCCUGCACACAAUGACCAACCACACAGCCCUGCACUCACUGACCAACCACCCAGCCAUGUAAUCACUGACCAACCACCCAGCCCUGCUAUCACUGAACAACCACCCAGCCCUGCACUCACUGAACAACCACCAAGCCCUGCAAACACUGACCAACCACCCAGCCCUGUACUCACUGACCAACCACCCAGCCCUACACACACUGACCAACCACUCAGCCCUGUACUCACUGACCAACCACCCAGCCCUGUACUCACUGACCAACCACCCAGCCCUGUACUCACUGACCAACCACCUAGCCCUGCACUCACUGACCAACCACCCAGCCCUGUACUCACUGACCAACCACCCAGCCCUGUACUCACUGACCAACCACCCAGCCUUGCACUCACUGACCAGCAACCCAGCCCUGUACUCACUGACCAACCACCCAGCCCUGUACUCACUAACCAACCACCCAGCUCUGCACUCACUGACCAACCACCCAGCCCUGUAAUCCCUGACAAACCACCCAGCCCUGCACUCACUGAGUAA